GGACUGGGUCUACAGACUCACCAACAACAGGCACUGGAUCCACAGACUCACCACCAACAACAGGGACUGCAUCUACAGACGCACCACCAACCCCAACAACUGCAUCUACAGGCACACCAGCUCCAGACUCCUCGCCAUCUCCAGAAGGUUCUGAAACCUCUGCCACCACAAAGAUACCAGAACACAUCAGCACAUUGGCUCCCACCACCCCAACGCCAAAAGGAAACCCGUGUAAGAAUGGAGGAACCUGGACAGGAGUCGAGUGUAACUGCAAAGUCCCAUAUAUUGGACAAUACUGUGACAAUGUUCAGGAAGAGAUCAAAGUCGAGAUAGUCGAAACAAAUGUAGACGUCACUGUCAGGAUCACCAAUAAGGAUUUCUCAGACCAGCUCAAGGACCCAAGCACCCCUGAGUACCAAGAAUUCACAAAAAGCUUUACAGAGCAGAUGGACAAAACUUACCGUGGCAUCACUGGAUAUAACGGAAUUCACAUUAACCAAAUCAGGAAGGGCAGUGUUAUUGUGGAUCAUGACGUAAUUUUCGUAAGUGAAGCCAAGAAUUUCACAGAAUCCUUCCUCGCCGAAGUAUCCAAGGAAAUUGUCAAUCAACUGAAUAGCUCAGGGAGUGGAGAAGAAUUCGUGUUUGACGAGAAAGAGAUCGAUGUACAACCUCCAAAUAAAGCCGAUCUCUGCAAGACGUUGGUGCCAGCAGAGGUCUCGGAGUUUUAUGACACAGUUAUUGACAGCUCUGGGCUGAGAUGUUUGUCAGCUUGUCACCAGGACAGUCCCAACCCGCUACACUGUGGUACCGGCAAGUGUGGCCUGAGGGCCAGUGGCCCCAUGUGCUUCUGUGACCUGACCCAGGAGUACUGGUACUAUGGAGAUCGCUGUGAGCUGAGAGUGCACAAGGCCGGGAUGAUCGCUGGGGUCACUGUGGCCGCUGCUGUCCUCCUCGUCAGUCUGAUCGUCCUCACCAUCUACACCAUGAAGUACCGGCAACAAAAACAAGCCAGGGAGGAAGAAAUGAAUGUGAUUGAGAACUCUUGGAUGGACGAGGAGGUGAAGUGGCCAACACGCAAUAUAGUGAACCCCAUUGGGCUCUCAACCUUUGAUUCCUCUGAAGGCAACCUCCUCUCUCACCAACAUGGCUCCCUACCAACAUUCCCAGAUGUCAGUAUCAACCACACCUACAACAGGUUUUCUCAGAUGCCAAACUCCAGCUACUCAAACCUGUGAGGUCUCAUCUCCCUCGGAACCCUACCUCACAAGCUCACAACUAAACAAAUCAACCUCCCCGGUAACUCCAGCAAUGCCGCUAAAAAUAUCAAUAUUUGCGCCCCUCCCCAAUUAACCCCCCCCCCCGCCCGUCCUCUGUCUGUACGCAAGGGAUAGGAUGUGCAGUGCAGUAAAGCUGCGAAAAUGUGGAAACAGAUUCAGUGACUUUCAAAAGGGAAUCAAAUAGGAACUUGAAGAGGACAAAUUUGCAAGGAAUACCGGGAAAGUUAAGCCGAGGGAGG
This is a messenger RNA of Callorhinchus milii (elephant shark), 1516 nucleotides long. RefSeq names its product mucin-3B-like. Gene Ontology annotation, biological process: visual perception. The transcript has 13 exons. The annotation marks the transcript as partial. Lineage: Eukaryota; Metazoa; Chordata; Chondrichthyes; Chimaeriformes; Callorhinchidae. The record is from RefSeq and is a predicted model, not a curated record.